GUGUAUUUUCAAAUUCUAGCGAUCUCGAGCCGGUUUCUCAAACUUACCUACCCUACCUUUAACUGUGUCUGCAGGCAAAAGCAGAAAUGUGACUUCACGCUGUGUUAGGUAACCACAACUCUUCAUUUCCUCUUUGAAACCAUUCAGCUAAAGUAAAUGCUGUUGCUUUCGUAAACAUGAUUGUGCCUUUCGGUGAUAUUUAAUUUCACCACCUUUGAGCUCCUCCUUUUGUUUGAAUCAUCCAUCCUUUAAAUCAGUUAUCUGGUACAGUAAUGGAAACUCUCGAGCUUUAUAUAUUCAUGUGCCGGGAUUUUUCCAAAGUGACAGUUCCUUGUCUGCAUGUACGCCUCGCUUCAGUUCACUCUUGUAUUCAGACGUCUUCUGCCUUCAGCAGGGAAGACAUCAUUAGAGGCACAUGAAACACGAGAGAGCGUGUUUUAUUAUUAAUCAGGUGAGGAGACCUAGACAUAAGUCAACAUCAUAUCACUUCUGGUGUUUGUAACAAUAUCCAAGUGGUUCACAUAACUAAAUGUAUUAUUUUGAUAUAGAUUCUUCUAUUUUCUCUUCUUAUUUAAUCGUUCAUAUCGACACAAGCAUUUUAAGAGUUUCACCUCUAAGCAUCUUCUGAUCUUUAUCACAUUUGAAUUCAAACCCAGGAAUGUGAACAGUUUAACAUGCCUGCAUCUUCUUUUAUGCUGUCUUGUUUAAAACAUGGUUUAUUAAGGAAGCAUUCACUGCCUCAAGAGGUGCAGCUACAGUUUGUCAGACUGCUGGUUGUUGUUAUUUUGCCCACUGAGUCCCGUAUGACUCAGGAUAUCUGACACAGGCCGGCUGCGCAGCAGUAAUGGCAGCACAAAGUGUAGGGUUACCGACCUGUUGUCACAGCGAUGUCGCUAAGCAACACCCCAAAACAUUAAAGACUACCAGAAACUCUGACCUGCUUUUGUGUCACCAGAGAGCAGCCAUUUGGCCAUUUCAGCACCCUGGACAGCAACAGUGAAGAGCUCCAGUCAAGUUUAUUUGUGUUCGUUUGCUCUGAGACAUAUUGUCUGGCUUUAAGGGGGCUGAAUAUGGAUAGAUGCUUCACCAACACUAAGGAACCUAAAGACACGUCUGCUACCCUGACAUACUUUGUUUAGAGGGAUGUUCAGGAAGAUUAACAAUGUGUUUCGUCCCAACCAACACGGACCCAGAGGGCGGGAUGCGGGGGGGGUUCGGUCGGAGCAGGACUACCACAGCGCCUGCACCGUCCGGCUGGUCCGCAGCACCUCCAUGCUCGUGGUGGGAGAGAAAACUCAAGUCGUGAGCUCCACUUUGAAACGCAGCAAAAGCACAGUGAGCAUCGAGUCGACCUUGUACUACUAUCAGAGACAAGAGGACAGGAUUUGGCUCUACUCUCAGAAUCAGAACUGCCUGGAGUACCUGGAAGCACUUGUGGCUUUGAGACGGCAGUACACAAAGAGCGUGAGUGACUUCAAAAGUAAUGACUCAAAGGCCACAGUGUCCUCCAAGAAGAAGCAUGCACCUCCUCCGCCUACAAAGGAAGGAACGAUAUCACGAGCCAAACCCUCAGCUCCUCCCGUCCCCAACGUGGAGGACUCGCUGCAGUUCUUUGAUGCGGUCAUCGCCGGCUGUGACAGCGAACCUUUGCGAAAAUCGUAUAUGGAUGAUGGACACGCAGAUGUGGACUUCAUAGUGGCCUCCAGCUCUGCCGAACACGACCUCCACUCUAACUGGGUCCUACGGGUUCCUCGGGUCGCGGAUGACUCCAAGCAGAAGGAAGUACACGUGUGUGCCAAGGAAAGUGCCCCGAAGAAGAAAAACAAGAGCGGGUCGACCAGCAGCAGACUGCGGCUGCAGAGGAACCCGAUCCAUCUGCCCAAAGUGGUGGAGAGCGCAUUCCAGACUCUGCGCUUCAAACCCAAAUUAAAAAAGCAGUGAAGCUUGAUGGACAUUCGAAACCACCGGCACUGCCACUCUGCUGACGAAGAGCUCAACCCAGUUUGUAUGGACCUGCACUAUGCUCUGCUAAAACUCCAUCCGGACAAUUAAAGAGGCCCUAUAGUGCUUUUUGGGGUUUUUCCCUUUCCUUUAGUUAUAUAGAUUUGUGUGCAUGUAAAUGGUCUGCAAAGGCUAAAACCCCACACACUCUGAAAUGCCUCCAUUGUGACAUCUCUAUGUAACAUUCGAGACACAAAAUACAAAUAUGAACCUGAAAUUAGCGUAAUAUGUCCUCAAAAUAAUUUUAAUAAAGCAAAUUGUAAAAAAAAAGAUAUCGGUCAAGCCAACAACAUACUUCCUUUUUUUUACCCUCAGACAUUUUGACUUGACAAUGGCUUGCACUGAGAACAUGAACAAUUUCUCCGUUUUAUUCAAGGUUCCCAGUAAGCCUUGAUACUGUUACGAAGAACCAGCAUGCACAAUAUCAUGACCCCCAAAACUAGGAGCAUGAAUUCAGCCGCUAUCAGCAAAAGUCCAUCAUCAGCUACAGGCAGCAAUCUCUAUUCACUAUCUUUGUUCUUUCAACUCUUAAUUAUUAUACUCACGUUAUCUUUACUGGCACUAAACAUGUUUCAAAUAUUCAGCUUACAAAUUUCCUUCGAACAUCAAAAUAUUCCAAAAGUGCAUGACAAGAAAAAAGAAAUCUUAUAAAAUGUUGUGUUGUUUAAACAUUUUUAGAACAUAAUUUAGGAUACAACCAGUAGGGAAAUGUGUGCUCUUUAAUACAAUGUAGCAUUUGAAGCAGACAGACUUCUACAUCUCUCACCGAGCCUGAAAGUGAGAGGAGAAACAAGGAGCUGCAGCACAGACCCCAAUAAUAACUGAGACAGGAUGUUUCUGGAAGAAAGCAGACAAUGUUUAUUUAACUGCUCCCAUCCUCACAUCAAAUCUACAUCAAUGCACUCGGCAAAGUCUUUUCUCUCUUGGUUUAGUAAUAUUUGUACUGAGAAGCAGUUUAAAAAAGUAUGCUUCAGCUUAAUUCAAGAAUCAAGAAACUCCAUUUAUACCUUACAAUGUUUAACAUCUUUCACACAGUAUUGGUAUUUUUCUAUUAUAAAAGCCAGCAAUCCAGUUUAGUGUCUGCUUUUCAACAUCCACUAUUCACGCUGCAGGGUCUUCAGAAAUGACCUUCUCAAGUUUCCUUCCAGUUCUGACAUGUCAAUACAUCUCCUGUGAAAAAGCCAAUCAAGUGUCGUUUGUUUCAGGGCUUUAAACCUUAGCAGAUUAAUAACAAAUUAAUUAUGUGAUUUAUAUGUAUCAAUUAUAUGCCACUAUAAAUGAGACUUCUUUAAAGACAUCUCACAAUACGCCUGCCUUCAACCCAUGCAUCAGUAGCAUUGUUCAAAUGUCCUUUAAACUGAAUUAAAUAGGAAAAAAGAAAUAUAAUAGCGUGAUGGUAUGGAGUUUAGAUUGAGUACAGUUCAUGGUUUGGCCCUGCAGAGACUCCCAUUGAAUUGAGGAAUCAAAGCCAGAGUUAAAUUGCAACAAUGUCCUUCAAGCCCGGCUGAAAGGUAAACAUGUUUCCCUCCUGCACGAAAAGUCUGAGAGACGAGUGGAUUUGUAAGGCGAGUCCCAAGGCUGCACUGACUGAAAAAGUUCAAAACCAGCUAAGGUUAUUCUGUUCGUUUCCUGAAGUUAAAAUGGACUGCGAGAAACGGUAUUUCAAGAUUUCUGUAUGUAUACCACAUGUAGAAAUGUUGACAAUAAAGCUGACUUUGACUUUAAAGGGUCAAUUCACCCAAUAAGAAAAAAAAGUUACAUUUUUGUAAUGUGCAAUGAUGGUAUUUCUGGAUGUAUUUGCCCAGCAUGCGAGCGAUUUGUUAAAGCUGAUAUCAAGUUACUAGUAACUAAAGAAAUACAUGU
Messenger RNA from Trematomus bernacchii (emerald rockcod), 3864 nucleotides. RefSeq lists its product as uncharacterized. NCBI's taxonomy places the organism in Eukaryota, Metazoa, Chordata, Actinopteri, Perciformes, Nototheniidae. The coding region runs from base 1144 to 1941 and encodes 265 amino acids. The transcript has 3 exons. The record is from RefSeq and is a predicted model, not a curated record.